Messenger RNA from Eurytemora carolleeae, 795 nucleotides. RefSeq lists its product as uncharacterized. The transcript has 5 exons. NCBI's taxonomy places the organism in Eukaryota, Metazoa, Arthropoda, Copepoda, Calanoida, Temoridae. The coding region runs from base 1 to 579 and encodes 192 amino acids. The record is from RefSeq and is a predicted model, not a curated record.
AUGACAGUGGGAGGUCUAGCCUCAAGUACUGAAGGUUUCUAUGAUUUGAUUGCCGGAAGUCAACCUGGAGGAACCAUUAAAGCAGGAUUAGAGGUUAUUGGACAGAUAUUCGGGGAGGACGUGAACAAGGAAAUUACCAAGAUAUUGUUGAAUACUGGUGGGCGGGUGAUCUCGGGAGCAGUUACCUCCGUCUUUGGCGGAGUAACAUUACUCUGGGAUGUUUAUCAGCUUAGGGGCGGAGUCAAGGAGUUAGCUUCAGGAGGAGGAGAAGGUGCAGCCCAACUCAGGAAUAUUGCAGAUCAGCUUGAGGAGGCCCUUACUGGGAUGCAGGACAGAGAAGAAAAUCCCAACCACAACUCCAGUAUACAGGACGGAGAAGAGAAUUCCAACUCCAGUAUCCAGGACAGAGAAGAGAAUGCAUAUUCGAUUUCCUUAAAUAAUGAAGAUGUGAUAGUUCUAGAUCGAGAUACAAUUCUAGAUCAGGUUCUGGAUCGAGAUACAGAUUCAAAUCAGGAUAGGGCUCUAGAUCAAGAUGCAAUUAAAGAUAUAGUAACAGUUUUAAAUCAUAAUCAUUCUUAGAUCAAGAUGCAAUCCUAGAUUAGUUCUAUAUCAUGAUAAAGUUCUUUAUCUUGAUAAAGUUCUAGAUAAUGAUAAAGGUCUAGAUCAUGAUAAAGUUCUAGAUCAUGAUAAAGUUCUGGAUCAUGAUAAAGUUCUAGAUCAUAAUAAAGUAAUAGAUCAAAAUAAAGUUCUAGAUCAUAAUAAAGUUCUAUAUCAUAAUAAAGUUUUAGAUUAUGA